CCUGAUAUUAGAGGACAAUACUAGAUAAUAUGAAAGGAUUAAUUCCUCAAUUUCCUUCUAAGAUUUGUGUACCUAUGAAGAUUAUGUAGUGCUACUCCACCUCGCACUUCUAGUGUUUUUCUAGAAUUUUUGGUCUGCAAAACUAGGUCAAGGGGUUAUUUUCUCACUUCAGAUGUUGAGUGUGGUUAUUUGAUGCUUUUGGGUGUUUAGUGAUGGCUACCUCACAAAUCACAAUUAGCUACCAAUAUCCAAGGAUUACAGUUAUGAGAUGUUUACUGAUUUGUUGAAAGUAGAGUUUGGCUGGUUAUGCUUUCUUUCUUUGGGAUAACUUAUGAGCCAGUUUCUCAAGUUUACUUGGCUGGUGUUUACUAAUGUUUCAGUUUUGGCAGCUUUUCUGUUUCUUCGCCAUCACGGAAAAACUGAUUCUGUCCUGAGUCUUAGCAAAGGUUCCAGGAACAUGGAGAUGGAUGCUUGGAGUUUCCGCUGUGCCAGCUGUCAUUCAGUUUGCCCUUAUGCUUUUAUUGCCCGAGUCUCCACGAUGGCUUUUUAUGAAGGAUGACAAAAAUAAAGCCAUAUCUGUGCUUUCUAAAAUUUAUGACAUAGCUCGGUUAGAAGAUGAAAUUGAACACCUAACUGCUGCAGCAGAAGAAGAAUCCCGGAAGAGUGUGAUCAGAUACUCAGAUGUCUUUAAAAUAAAAGAAAUCAGAAUCGCCUUUCUAGCGGGGGCUGGACUUCUGGCAUUCCAGCAGCUCACUGGCAUCAACACUAUCAUGUACUACAGCCCAACAAUUGUUCAGAUGGCUGGAUUCAGAUCUAAUCAGCUGGCACUUCUUUUGUCUCUGAUUAUAUGGAAGGAGAGGGCGUGGGGCAGCGGAUAUAAUGCCAAUUCAGAGAGCCUUCUUGAGCAGGGAGACCAAUCUUAGGUGCCAUAUAUAUUAGGUUUAAAUAUUGUCUGCUAUAUGUGCUUGAAGAAUGAAGAUGAAUUAGGACGUAUUUUCAUAUUUCAGAGUUUGAGAUCAAAGGAUGCUUUAAAAUAUGUUCGUAUAUUAUGUGGCGUCCAAGGGAUUCUUUUAUUGUAUUCCCUAUGGAGCCGCAGGUUACUAUCCAUUUACUGUUUAGAUCUAUGGACAAAUUUAUCAAAACUAUGUUUGCGAUUGUUGCUUUGGAAAUCUGAUAUUCCACCUGUUAUCUCAAAAAUCUGCUGUGGCAGAAAUGAGGGAUGCUUUUCCCACAUGAGGGAUGUUCUUGGCUGUUACCACAACUGCCUAAGUGAAAGAUUUUCAAUUCUGCAGUUCCAGAGAGGCAGCAUCAAACUGUAAUUUGGGGUUGGCAUAUUAUGAUUUUAUAUUGAAAAACAUCUCUGUAGGAAUAGCUCUCAUUCUGCAGUUCCAGAUGGUGCUGCAUUUGUUAUUGGCUUUUGGAAGACUUCUUGUUGAAGCAAUUUUUAUUAUGGAACAUUGUCUAUAUGAUGAUGUAAUAUACUGUGAGUGCAUUG
Messenger RNA from Rubroshorea leprosula, 1495 nucleotides. The record is from the annotation of a GenBank genome assembly. Lineage: Eukaryota; Viridiplantae; Streptophyta; Magnoliopsida; Malvales; Dipterocarpaceae.